This is a messenger RNA of Fraxinus pennsylvanica, 405 nucleotides long. The record is from the annotation of a GenBank genome assembly. Lineage: Eukaryota; Viridiplantae; Streptophyta; Magnoliopsida; Lamiales; Oleaceae.
AUGAGCAAGGUUAACAAGGCCCCGCUCUCUCUCUCCCGCCUUAUAACUUUCAUGAAGGGCAAGGAGGACAAGACUGCAGUGCUUGUCGGGACUGUCACCGAUGACAUCCGGGCGUAUGAAGUGCUACCACUUAAGGUCGCCGCUCUGAGGUUCACUGAGAGGGCAAGAGCUCGGAUUGAGAAGGCAGGUGGAGAGUGUUUGACUUUUGACCAGCUUGCUCUUAGAGCUCCCCUUGGCCAGAAUACGGUACUUCUUAGAGGUCCGACAAAGUCUCGUGAAGCAGUGAAGCACUUUGGUCCAGCUCCUGGUGUUCCACACAGCCAUACCAAGCCUUACGUGCGGGCCAAGGGAAGGAAAUUUGAGCGAGCUAGAGGAAGAAGAAACAGCAGAGGCUUUAAGGUUUAG